AUGUGGAGGCGAGCUAGAACAUCUCUUCGUCAUUUAAGCAAACACUAUAAAAACUCAGAUGGAGAAACGAAAACAUUCAGCAAAGAUAAUGAACGAAAUAAUGCAAUAUCAGGCAAAAUAGAUUCUAGUCGCAAAAAGGAUGCUGGAAAUUCUGUACCGUUCGCAUCCAGUUUAUCUGCUUCGAAUCAUCUUUCAUAUCUCUCGUCUAUACUUUCUUCGCUCUGGCCUUCAGAAGGAACAAAAGAAUCAGAAAAGAUUAAAGUGAAGUCUGGACGUAUAAAAGCAACUUAUUUAACGAAAUCAGCACUGUUUGACAAAACAAAAUUACUUGUUUCUGAUUUACUUUCCACAGAAGCAGAUAGGUCUGUCAUGUUAAGGACACAGGAGCUCUGUAAGCACUGUAUGGAAUAUCCUGAUUCUCGUGCAGUUGUUUUUCAGUUCUAUAAGUCAGUUGUCAGAAAAUUGAAACAUCAUUUGCAAAAUACUAAUGACAACAUACUGAAAGAGCAAAUUCGGCAAUUUUCGUCUCUUAUGGGGGAUAUCAGUACACCACAGUCUGCUGGCAUUCGAGUACUAUCACUUGAUGGUGGUGGUACACGAGGUAUGUUGAGCCUUGAUGUAUUACAGGCACUGGAAAACAAAUUGAAAGGACUAAAGGUUGUUGAGGCGUUUGAUCUUAUUGUAGGCGUGAGUACAGGAGCUAUUAUUGGAGCAUUACUCACUGCUAAGAGGCUAUCAAUUGAAAAAUGCAAAGAAGUAUAUAUUGAUAUUUCUCGAGAACUUUUCCAUCAGGACAAAUUUUCGGGAAUGAGUGGUUUACUUCUUUCACAUGCUUACUAUAACACCGAAAAGUGGAAGCAAAUACUAAAAAAUGUAAUUGGCGAACAAACUUUGUUGGAAAUUUGUGGAAGUCGGGAAAAGCCUAGGCUUAGCAUUAUUUCGUGCACAGUGAACACGCCUACGUUACAAUCAUAUAUUUUUCGCACCUAUGGAUUGCCUUAUGGAAGUGAGAGCCACUACCAUGGAGGGUGUAAUUACAAACUUUGGGAAGCUCUGCAAGCUUCUUCCGCCGCACCUGGAUACUUCCAAGAGGUAUCUCUGGGACCUUUACUUUUUCAAGACGGUGGCGUACUCUGUAAUAAUCCUACAGCUUUAGCUUUUCAUGAAGCUCGUAUGCUCUGGCCUCAAGAACGUAUUCAGUGCGUGGUAUCCAUAGGCUGUGGUCACGCAGUUUCAGAAGCUGAAAAUGUAGAAAAGUUAUCAACGCGACUGCGAGAAAAAAUCAUAAGGAUCAUUGAUUCAGCAACCGAUACAGAACUCGUCGACCUAUGUAUGCGUGACACUUUACCAAAAGGAUCGUACUCACGUUUUAAUCCACAUAUAAGCUACCCUUAUUCGCUAGAUGAAACUGAUCCUAAGAGAAUAACCCAAAUGGGCCAGGAUGCGCAAUUGUAUAUUUCCCGAAACCAGGCUAAAUUUGAGGCUGUUGCAAAGCUCCUUAUGGCUACGCCUACGCGUAGACAGCGUUUCCUACGAAAUUGGAGAAAGACAGUGUCAAGAACUAGUAUAUGGUAG
Thelazia callipaeda (thelaziosis nematode) is the source of this 1575-nucleotide messenger RNA. The record is from the annotation of a GenBank genome assembly. Lineage: Eukaryota; Metazoa; Nematoda; Chromadorea; Rhabditida; Thelaziidae.